Molecule: messenger RNA, 1079 nt
Organism: Lolium perenne
Lineage: Eukaryota; Viridiplantae; Streptophyta; Magnoliopsida; Poales; Poaceae
Biological process (GO): tRNA splicing, via endonucleolytic cleavage and ligation
Molecular function (GO): tRNA 2'-phosphotransferase activity
Source: RefSeq, a predicted model, not a curated record
CAGCCGCAGCCCGAACCAGAGGCAGAGUCCGCACGUCGUGCUCACGGCUCCGACCGCCGCGCGGCCGGCUUAUGAGAGCGCCGACGGCCGUCUCCCCGCUGCGCGGCCUCCUCCUGCUGCACCUCUCCUCCCUCCCCCCUCGCCCGCCGCCCACCAUGAACCCCUCCUCCUCCUCCGCCGGCUACCGCUCCAGCGCCGCCGCCUCCGCCUCCCCGCACCACCCGCGCGGCGGCGGCGGGCGGCGAUCCGGCGGCCGUGGCGGUGGAGACGGCGGAGACCGCGUCGACGCCCUCGGCCGUCUCCUGACGAGGGUCCUGCGGCACAUGGCGUCGGAGCUGAGGCUGGACAUGAGGAGCGACGGCUACGUGCGGGUGCGCGACCUGCUCGGGCUCAACCUGCAGACCUUCGCCAGGGUUCCCCUCAAGGCCCACACGGUGGACGAAAUCAGGGAGGCGGUCAGGCGGGAUAACAAGCAGAGGUUCAGCCUGUUGGAGGAAGAUGGGGAGCUGCUGAUUCGAGCGAACCAGGGGCACACGGUGACAACUGUUACUUCAGAGAGCUUGUUGAAACCAAUUGUAUCAGCUGAUGAAGUCUCAGUUUGUGUCCAUGGAACUUAUAGGAAAAAUCUUGAUUCAAUCUUGCAAUCUGGGCUAAAACGUAUGGCAAGGUUACACGUUCAUUUCUCAAGUGGCUUACCUUCAGAUGGUGAAGUGAUCAGCGGUAUGAGGCGCAGUGCUAAUAUCUUGAUAUAUUUGGAUGUCAACAAGGCAAUGCAAGAUGGGAUGAAGCUGUACAUUUCAGACAACAAGGUGAUUUUGACGGAGGGAUUCGAUGGCGUCGUCCCUGUCAAGUACUUUGAGAAGAUCGAAACAUGGCCAGGGCGUGCGCCAAUACCAUUCCAAAGAUAAGAGAUCUUAGAGUACCGCUGUCUGCAGUUCCUGUGUGUCUUUUUGAGUGCCCCGGUGCAUGCACAUUACAUGUGUCUCCUUGCCCGAAAAGAGAAUUAACCGUGUUGUAAUAUCUGAAAGAGCCGUGUUACCCAUAUAACCAUGAAUAUGUGAGAUAUCAUAGUUCGAAUA